Vanrija pseudolonga is the source of this 969-nucleotide messenger RNA. It is a transcript of the gene SPBC14C8.09c, whose product is annotated as IMPACT family memberc. Gene Ontology annotation, biological process: GCN2-mediated signaling; regulation of translational initiation. The transcript has 4 exons. The coding region runs from base 1 to 969 and encodes 322 amino acids. Lineage: Eukaryota; Fungi; Basidiomycota; Tremellomycetes; Trichosporonales; Trichosporonaceae. Gene Ontology annotation, cellular component: cytoplasm. The record is from RefSeq and is a predicted model, not a curated record.
AUGAGCAAGCGCGGCAACGAAGGGGACACCACGGACACCCCUUCGGUGGUACGCAAGCGUGCUCGUGCAUACACCCCGCCACGGGCGCCGACAUUGGACGUCUGGCUCAAGCCCGACGCGCCUCCGCCGCUGCUCGCGGCCUCACCCCACCUCAACGACCAAGACUCGACAUUCAUCAGCUUCACGCUCUCGUUCGAGCCGCCAAGCCACGUUCGCAGCGUCUCGGCGCUCACGAAGGAGGUGAAGCGCAUUGUGCGGGAGCUGGACGUCGUGCGCCUGGUCGGCGAGGAGCUGUUGACGCGCAACGAGGGCGCGUUCCAGGCUGGUGAGGGGCGCGCUCCGGGCCGAGGGAAGGGUAAGGAGCGCGCACGCGAGCCCGACUGCCGUAUGUGGGCUGCGCGCGUUGUCGGCCUGAACGAGGGGAAGAAUGGGACUGGCGGGGAAGGCGACUACCAGCUUCUCGAGGCAUUUGAUGACGACGGUGAAAAGUUUGGGGGUGAGCGCCUCCUGCGUGUGCUCAAGGAGAAGAGCGCGGUCGACGUGAUUACCAUCUGCGUCCGAUGGUUUGGCGGCACAAUGCUUGGCCCCGCGCGCUUCCAGCACAUUGGUGUGACGGCGCAAGACUCGCUCAAGGAGCUGCAGACGCUCGUGACUCGCCGCGACCUGCGGGCGGAUAUUGAGAGGCUCGACGACGAAAUUGCCGCAAUGCGAGCCACGCUGGCCCCACCCGGCUCGCCUUUGCAGAGCGUGGACGGGGCCGUGUCGUCGCAGAAGAGCGCCGACGGCGGAGAAAAGGGCAAGUAUAAUCAGAUAGACGACAUCGUGCGGCUGCAACGCCUCCGACAGGCACGUGAGAAGACCAAAGCCAACCUCGAGAGCCGCGUCGGCUGGGUCGGGCUGGACCAGUCGCGCGCAGAGGACGCUGCAGCCGCCGCGGCGCGUGCUGCACCGGCCGCCGGCGGGGCAUAG